AUGGUUGAUGUAUUAGAAGAUGUAUUAGAAGAAGAAUAUGGUACUCCAUCCCUCUCACUCAAUUUUGUUGAUACGCAGGAUGAAGAUUCUUUGCUUCUUCAUGGAGCCACUCAGGAUUCACAGUUUGAAUUUGACCAACAGUUUACUCUUCCAUCACAAGGUUGGGGCGAAACUGUUCCUGAAAUGGGUGGGAAUCAAACUGAGGAGUUGGUAUUUGUUGAGGAAAAUGAGCUGUUACGGGAAGAAUUGCCACCACAUGCAUGCAGAUCUCGUGUCAUUUUCAGUUACUGUGGCAUACACGAUCCGGCUGCGGUAGCGAUGUGCUUAAUUUGCCAAAAAUGGUUUUGUAAUGGACGUGGAAGUGCAACUGGGAGCCAUCUAGUUGUACAUUUGGUACGUUCUCAGCAUAAAGAAAUUUGUCUGCACAAACAAGGAGCUCUUGGAGAUACAGUUCUUGAAUGCUACCAGUGUGGCUCAAAAAACAUUUUUCUUCUGGGAUAUAUUCCUGCAAAAGCAGAUACGGUUGUUGUGGUGCUUUGUCGUCUACCUUGUUCGAGUCAAACUGUCCUGAAGGACCAAUCAUGGCAGGUUAAUGAAUGGAAACCGCUGAUUAGUGAUCGUAAGCUGCUUUCUUGGCUUGUAAGAGUGCCAUCUGAACAGGAACAAAUCAGAGCACGACGGAUAAGUGCUGCACAAAUCAACCGACUUGAAGAUCUUUGGAAGGAAAAUCCCAAGGCUGUACUUGAGGAUUUAGAAAAGCCAGGAAUGGAUCAAGAACCAGAUCACGUGCAACUAAAAUAUGAUGAUGCAUAUCAAUAUGAGCGUAUAUUUGAACCAUUAGUUGAUGCUGAAGCAGAUUACGACCGAAGAUUGAAAGAAUCACAGACACAAAGUGUUGGUCAUGUCCGAUGGGAUAUUGGUCUUAAUCGCAGGCCGCAAGCUUUCUUUCACUUGCCAAUGUUUUCCGAAGGAAGUAUGAAAUUAAUGAUUGGAGACGAAUUACGUUUGAGGCAUACACAAACUUUGGGUACUGAAUGGUGUGCUACUGGAGCUGUCAUCAAAAUUCCUGACAAUCAUAACGAUGAAAUAGGAAUCGAAAUGCGUCUAAAUGCAGAUAAUAUACCUUCUGAUACUCGAACGAAUUUUACUUGUGAAUUUGUUUGGAACUCAACUUCAUUUGAUAGGAUGAAAUCCGCACUGAUGUCAUUAUGUCGAGAUCAAAACUGCAUGUCUCAGUUCAUAUACCAUAAAUUAAUGGGUCACGAUGUUGAUGAUAUAAUAUUUAAGGUUUCACUGCCUAAAAGAUUUAGUGUGCCAGGUUUACCAGAGUUGAAUCAUAGUCAGGUUCAUGCAGUCAAAACAGUUCUGCAGCGACCAUUAUCACUUAUUCAAGGCCCUCCUGGAACUGGUAAAACUGUAACAUCCGCUACAAUUGUAUAUCACCUGGUAAAGCAAACAAAUGGCCAAGUUCUUGUUUGUGCUCCAUCUAAUAUCGCUGUUGACCAGCUUGCUGAGAAAAUACAUCGUACUGGAUUAAAGGCAGUUGUUCGCCUUUGUGCUAAGAGUCGUGAGUUUUUGGAAAGUCCUGUUGCAUUCCUCACACUACAUAAUCAACUAAAAGCUCUUCAUGGUGCAGCUGAGUUGCAUAAGUUGCAACAAUUAAAAGAGGAGAUGGGGGAAUUGGCGGAGGCAGAUGAACGCCGUUUUCACAAAUUACGUAAAACAAAAGAGCGUCAACUGUUGCUCGCAGCCGAUGUGAUUUGUUGCACUUGUGUUUCGGCCGCAGACAGUCGUUUGUCGCAAAUGAAAAUCAAGUGUGUUUUAAUUGAUGAAUCGACUCAAGCUACAGAACCUGAAGUUAUGGUAGCCGUUGUUCGUGGUGUUAGGCAGUUGGUACUUGUAGGUGAUCACUGUCAAUUAGGUCCUGUUAUCAUGUGCAAAAAGGCAGCCAAAGCUGGCUUGUCGCAAUCGCUUUUUGAACGUCUUGUUCUACUCGGAAAUCGUCCUAUCCGUUUGCAAGUACAGUAUCGUAUGCAUCCUGCUCUUUCUGCUUUUCCAAGCAAUGUUUUCUAUGAAGGCAGCUUACAAAAUGGUGUGACAGAAGGAGAGCGGCAGUUGUCUGGAAUCGAUUGGCAUUGGCCAGUAGCAGACAAGCCGUUAAUGUUUUGGAGUUGCUACGGCCAGGAAGAAUUCAGUUCGUCAGGCACUUCAUUUUUAAAUAGAACUGAAGCAGCAAAUGUUGAGAAACUAGCAACUCGGUUUUUGAAAGCUGGUUUGAAACCACAGCAAAUUGGGAUUAUUACUCCUUAUGAAGGACAACGGUCUUAUAUUGUGCAGUUCAUGCAGACACAGGGGGCCUUGCAUAACAAGUUAUAUCUUGAAAUGGAAGUUGCAAAUGUAGAUGCUUUCCAGGGCCGAGAAAAGGACAUCAUUAUAGUGACUUGUGUCCGUUCUAAUGAUCACCAAGGAAUCGGUUUCCUGAAUGAUUCUAGACGCAUGAAUGUUGCAUUAACACGUGCCAAAUAUGGUAUCAUUAUUGUUGGUAACGCGAAGGUAUUAUCACGAAAUCCGCUAUGGAGUUAUUUGUUAUCUGUGUUCAAGGAGAAAGGUUGUCUUGUUGAAGGCCCAUUAAACAACUUAAAACCAUCGCCACUCACUUUUGUCAAAGCUCGUCAAAUCCCGAGUAUUGUGAAUAUGAACCGUUUCGUUCCACAUGGAGCAACUUUGUCUAAAGAAGGUGGCGUGUGUUGUGUUCGAAGUCGAGGAAUACAAUCAAUACAAGAUCCUUUCGCAACUAUUAAUCAGAGUCAGUUGAGACCUCAAAAUGGACCUAAUAUUCCAGUACCAUUGCAAAUGUUUGUUCAGCCGCCUCCUCAUUAUUCUCUGCCACCUUCACAAAAGCCGGACAAAACUGUCAUCAACAGUAGUACAAAGCAAAACCAGCUGGGAACUUUCAAUAUGUUUAGUUCACAGCAAUCGCAAGAUCCAAUUUAUAUGCAACAAAUAAGUAGCAUGUCUGAUAUGUCACAAGAUGUUUCUGACUGGUCACAAUCGCAAACGCAAAACGUAUAUAUUUCUUACGAUCAGGAUCCUCUGGUAAACCAAAUGGAAGCAAUGUUUUUGUCUCAAGAUGCAGAUGUAGACAACUAUAAUUUUGCUGGUGCAAGUCAGUAUUGA
Messenger RNA from Thelazia callipaeda (thelaziosis nematode), 3177 nucleotides. The record is from the annotation of a GenBank genome assembly. Lineage: Eukaryota; Metazoa; Nematoda; Chromadorea; Rhabditida; Thelaziidae.